Molecule: messenger RNA, 1441 nt
Organism: Silurus meridionalis
Lineage: Eukaryota; Metazoa; Chordata; Actinopteri; Siluriformes; Siluridae
Gene: mrps27
Product: mitochondrial ribosomal protein S27
Exons: 11
Coding region: 72-1304 (410 amino acids)
Cellular component (GO): mitochondrion
Molecular function (GO): protein binding
Source: RefSeq, a predicted model, not a curated record
UAAAAAUAAAUGCAAAGAAAUCUAAAAACAGCGGUUUCCCCCCCACUAGUUUCAAGUGGUACAACCCAAAUAUGGCUGCCUCCAUCCUGCAACGCUGUGUCCUGUCUGUCAGGACUUCACCGAAAUGUUUGACUCUGUGCUUAAGUGGCAGAAGAUGUCUGCUCUCGUCGGCAUACACAGACACCAGAGUGUGGGAGCAAAGAGAACACGACCCCCAAAACCUUGCUAAGCUGGCCUCUCUUAUGGACAAGACAUAUGAGAAAAAGCUUCCAGUGAGCUCUUUGACAAUAUCCCGGUUUGUAGACAAUAUAUCAUCUAGAGAGGAAAUUGAUCAAGCAGAAUAUUACUUAUAUAAGUUUCGACACAGUCCAAACUGCUGGUAUCUCCGUGACUGGACCAUUCAUAGCUGGUUUCGCCAAUGUGUUAAAUAUGGAGCCAGAGACAGAGCCCUGUACACACUAAAAAAUAAGGUACAAUUUGGGAUGUUUCCAGAUGAGUUCACAUUUAAUAUCCUGAUUGACUCUUACCUAAAAGAUGAAGACUAUAAAGGAGCUUGUGCAGUUGUCGAGGAGGUGAUGCUUCAGGAAGCUUUUGACCUCCCCACCACACAGAUCUUAUCCCUUUUUGCCUUGAGCAAAUAUUUAGCAACCAAGCCAGACAUCAGCUGGCAGCAGGAGAGGAACAUUGGAGCAACUCUUCUGCUGGCUGGACUGAAGCAGGAAAAUUCUGUUGGCUUUAGUGCUCAGUUACUUGGUCAUGCAUUCAUCGGCAAGGUAGAGCUAGCCAGAGGAAUCCAUGCGGUGUUUCACAAUAUGCCCUUGAUGUGGACUCCUGGUUAUCUUGGUAAAGGCCUGGCUGUUAUGGAGAGAGUGUGCAAUGAUGCUGGAGAUAUGAAACUAUGCAAGGAAAUUCUGGACUACAUGCAGAUGGUGCUACAGGAACUCAAGUCAACACUUGCCUCUGAAGCAGCACCAGAGCAAGCUGCAGAAAACCAGCCUGUGUUCAUAGAUGAAGAAGAUGAACUUGAAAGAGCCAAACUACCACAGUAUAUCGAUAGGUUCAAGGAGCUGAAUGAACAGCUGCACACACAGGGGAAAGUUGAGACGCGUGGUCUGGACAAGCUUGUGUCCAUCCUGGCUGAAGAGAAACUGAGGACCAGUGAGGAGCUAGAUGUGGCUCAGUAUGAGAAGAAUGUGCAGGCCUGGGAAACAGAGCGCAUACAACUUGUCCGGAGAGAGGAAAUGAUGAGAAGAAAAGCAGAACAGGAGCAUUUGGCCACCAAAACAACCCAGGCAGCUCAGUGAUGCACUCAGUUUGGGUCCAUAGAAGGAGAAAAAGAGAUAUUGUAAAUUCCUGUUUGUUACAACAUAAAAUAGUUUUUUUUUUCCCCCCACACUGUCAAAAUCUGAAUAAAAAUAAAACUAGGAUUUAUCAACCCUUA